CCCGCGCAGGCCCCGUACGGCCGCGCUGCCAUGGCGGCAGUGGAUGGCGCGGAGGAUUCCGCCGCCAGCCCCGCGCUCUGGGCAGAGGUACGGGCGCUGCUACCCAACACCGAGGAGGCGCUGACCUUGGCGCUGAGCGGCGAGGUGGAGGACUGCAUCCCGCCCCUGCUGCGGCGCGCGCGCGGGCUGCUCUAUGGCGCGGAGGGACGGCCGUGUGAGGCGACGGCGGCGACGCUGCGGCGCCUCGGCGACGUUCUGCGCGACUACUCCUGGGAGAAGCUGAACGCGGGGCCGUGGCGGGAGAUCAGCAAGGCCUGGCGCCAGGUGUACACCUACGGCUGCCUCUUUGGGGCUCUGGCCGAGGUCGCUGCCGGCAGCCCGCUGGCGCCCGCCGUCCGCCUCUGCGACAUGGGGCUGCUCAUGGGCGCCUCCGUUCUGGACAACGUCCUCGCCCGUCUCGUCCGCGUCCUGCAGAUGCGGCUGCCCCGCGCGAAGCGGCGCCUCUCGCCUGAGGGCAGCGCCAAGAGGGUCCGGAUCGACUGCCGUCCAGCCCCUGUUGUGCCGCCGGAAGAUGCACUCCCACACCUUUACUGCCCUUCGCUGGAACAUUUUAGAGACAACUAUCUAAUUCCACAGAAGCCUGUAGUGUUAGAGGGAACUAUUGAUCACUGGCCGUGUAUGAAGAAGUGGAGCGUGGACUAUUUUUGUCAAGUCGCAGGGUGCCGCACAGUCCCCGUGGAGUUGGGUUCCCGAUACACAGAUGAAGAAUGGUCUCAGAAGCUCAUGACUGUCAGUGACUUCAUCAACCAGUAUAUUGUGAAUGAGAACAGUGUAGGAUACCUUGCGCAGCACCAGCUUUUUGAUCAGAUCCCAGAAUUGAAAGAAGAUAUCAGGAUCCCUGACUACUGCUGCCUGGGGGAAGGAGAAGAAGAUGACAUCACCAUUAACGCUUGGUUUGGCCCAGAAGGCACUGUCUCACCUCUUCAUCAGGAUCCACAGCAAAACUUUUUAGUUCAGGUGUUUGGAAGGAAGUAUAUCCAGCUGUAUUCACCACAAGAUUCAGAAAACCUGUACCCCCAUGAAAGCCACAUUCUUCACAACACUAGUCAGGUUGAUGUCGAAGAUCCUGACUUAGUUAAGUUUCCCAAUUUCAGAAAGGCUGCAUUUCAGUCCUGUAUUCUGAUGCCUGGACAGGUUCUGUUUAUUCCAGUUAAAUAUUGGCACUAUGUACGAUCGCUCGAUAUCAGCUUCUCUGUCAGUUUCUGGUGGUCAUAGCUCUGAAGCAUGCAGAAAGUCUGUUAGCAUUGUAACAGGAACUAAAAUUCAGAAACAAGUAGCAUCUGGCAUCUUCUCAGAAAAGAAUUCCUUUUAAGCGUGAGACUGUUCUUCACUGUCCAGAGGUUAGAGGUGGAUUAAAAAAAACAAAACAAAAGCCCACACACUCUUGCUUCAGUACGGUGAAAGAAUUGGGAUGGGUAAAUGGAAAGAAGAUGCUACAGCCACUUUAUUUUUGUACAUCUUUCUGAUAUGGACUCGGAGAGCAUCUCUUAGGUCAUCUUGUGUGUGUGUGUGUACAUCUGAACUACCUUCAUGUACAGGCACUGCUGGGACUCUUACUUCAAAUUGUGUUAUCAUCAGCUUAGUGCUCUUUUCUACUUCGAUGUAAUAAAGUAAACAUUGGGAGUUUUAUAAAAAGUGAGGGAUGAUGCUACCCAAAGGCCCAAGACAGUAAGAUGCUAAUCUGUAUGGAAGAACUUACAGGUGUUAAGGCCUAGGAACAUCAUUCGUUGUAGUUAAUCUGUAUGUUUAAUUGCAGUUAAAUAAACAGAAACUUAAUCAUACUUUGAUUAACAAUCAGCUCAGCUGCUGACAGGCUGCUUUCUGCAGUGUCACACAUUUCUACUGAGGAAAAGAUAGGCUGCUGUUUCAUCCUGGUAUCUGGCAAAUCUAGUCCUUGUCGUUUUUUUCAGGUCACUCUUAAAGAAGCAUCCUUACAUAAAACUGGAGAGUGAAGGGCUAAUGCUCAAAACUAAAAGAAUCUUAAGAUGAUACCUUUAUUUUUUUCUCCCCCAAACACUUUGCAGACAGAAUCUGGCACUGCCCCAAAAGUCUUGUCCUACUCUUUUCCAAUUGCUUUGGCAAUUGGAACAUUCCCUUUCUUACUGACCAUAGCUGACUGUGACUUGCGCUCACAGCAGAACUCUUCUGUGUCUAAAUGUCUAAACCCACCUAGGAACAAAGGACCACGACUAGCUCUAAGUACCAAGGGCCUUUGGUACCCCCUAAGGGCAGGGAGGGCUCAGUUGUGUUUAUGGUCCAGGCAAAAUGGACAAGACUACUCAGCUUGUGGAAGAAAACAGAAAUCAAUCCACUGUCAUGGUUUGACGUGACAGCCUUUUCUGGUAAUGGGGAAGGAGCUGUAAAGAUAGCUCCUGUAAGAAGUUGCUCGCAACUCUCCCCAGCUCUGAGCCAGACCCACUUAUGGGGCUGAGCCAAUUAGACACCUCCAUGAUCACUUUUUAAGAAGAAGCCAGAAGAGGAGGUUUCUUCCUCCAUCUUCUUCCUUCUUCUCUGCCUCUUCUUUUAUUUCUGGCUGGUGGUGGUGCAAGGAGUAGGAACAGUGAGAGAAACAACCAUGUGGACUCCAAGGUCAGUUAUGAAAGAGAGGAGGAGGUGUGCUGGAGCAGAGACUCCCCUGCAUUCUGUGGAGAGAGCUGGUGAAGCUGAGAUUUAUUUUCAUUUCUUUAAAGACCCCGCAUCGGCGGUAGAGACUCAUUUUGGUAAUGAGCCCGUAUCAGGGGCAGAGACUCAUUCUGCUAAAGCUGACCCCAGACCAGGGGCAGUGAUUCACUUCAUUAAAGGCCCCGAGCCAGGGACAGUGACUAUGGCUGGAGGAGGCCGUGUCCCGUGGGGGGAACCCAACCACUUCACUGCAGAUCCCCCCGAGCCAGGGGCAGUGAUUUUCUUCUUUAAAACUAUGGCCGGAGCAGGCCGUGUCCUGUGGGAGGGACCCAAUAUCCACAGCUGUAACUGUGGGGAGGAACCCACAACAAAGCAGCUCAUUAAACUUAUGCCCAGAAGAGGCCUUGUCCCGAGAGAGGGACUCUGUAACUGCAGAAACUGCAACUGUGGCAAAGAAUCCACGCCUGAGAUAUUCACCAAGGACUGUGUCCUGUGUGAGGGACCCUGUAUGGGCAGAAGCCGCAGCUGUUGGGAACAACCCACACCAGAGAAGUUCGUUAAGGACUGUGUCCUGGGGGAGGAACCCCGUGUUGGAGCAGGGGAAGAAUGCCAGGAGUCGUCCUCAUCUGAGAAGACAGAAGCAGCAGAGCCCAGCUGUGAGAGACUGACCGCAUCCCCCACUCCCUGCCCCCCUGAGCCAUUGAGGGGGGAGGAGGUAGAGACAUCUGGAGCAGUGACCUGGGAGGAAAGGAGGGAUGGGGGAGGGAGAUCUUAAAGUGCUGGUUGUAAUUUUCUCAUCAUCCUACUCUCUUUUUGCUUUUAUUCCAUUCUGUUUCUUGUAGAAUAAACUUUCCUACUUUCCACUCUAAGUUGAGUACUGGAGUCUGUUUUGCCCAGAACUGUAAUUUGCAGCGAGCCCUCCCUGCCCUUGUCUUAAUUUACAACAAUCUUGCUUACCUUUUUGCUCCCAUUUCACUGGGUCUUCCGCCAUCCUAACGAGGGUGGGGGUGAAUGGGGGCACCAAGCGAGAGACUGUGGUGGUGCUGCUGUGCUAGCUGGGCCAAACCACGACAUCCACCAACAACCAAAACCAUAAUGAACAGGAAACAACCCAGAGUGGCGGGAUGAUGAAGACUACAACCAGUCGUUUAGGACCACUUUCCCCUCACCCUUCUUUUCUGGGGCUCAGAGCCCUGAUCCUGAUGUCUUUACCUCUUCCCCCAGGCUCAGGGGGGCAGAGAAUGGGGGUUUCAGUCAGUCUUUUCCUGAUAGCUUGUGCCAUUUGUCUCUUCUCAAGGCAGAUGGACUCCUCACAGGUCCUCCCUGCUCCACAGCGCAGGGUCCCUCACACACCAGGCAGCGCUGCACAGGCUGCUGCAACAUGUGUUCAGCCCCAGUGCUGCAGCUCCUCUCUGCCUCCUGUGUGGAUCUCUCGGGCCUGCAGGCUCUCCAGCACAGCCUGCGCCAUGGCCGCCUCCUCACACAGUCUCCUACCCGUCCAGGUGCGCUCACCCAGAGCUGCUGGUGGCUUUCAGUCCUGCCAUUGCCCUCCAUGGGCUGCGGGGGCACAGCCUGCGUUCUCACCAUGGGCUGCAGCGGGGUCUCUGGUCUGGCUGCUGCUCCCCCUGACUGUGGGAUCCAUGUGGUCUCCAUUUUGUACCAUUCCUCCACCUCCUGCUGCAGAUUUCCCUUCUUAAAUAGUAAUAGCAGAGGUGCCAGUUUGGUCCCACCAGGCUGGAGGUGGGUCUGCCUCUGAGCCAGGGGAUGUUUGGAGAGCUGCUUACAAGGGCAGCACUGCAGCCUCCUCUCACGCUUAUCAAGCAAAAUCCAGCUCCACAGAAAUCCAUGACACUAAAGAAGGGACCAAAAUCAAGCAACAAUGCCAGCUGUUCAAACUCUCAUCCUAGAGCAAAUAGCCAGCACUCUUAGUGAGACUUCAAUCACUACCUUGAUUUUUCACCUACUUGAAGGCCUGUUUCAGUUGUGCAAUUGAAACAGUACAGUGUUGUGCUUCGGACCCAGCUGGCAACAAAGCACCUCUCGCUGAACCACCCCCCGGCAUCCACCUUCUCUCUCCUUAUGGUGGCAAAGGCCUCACCAAGAUGGAAAGAAAAAACAAUAACCAAAGACCUUGUGGAUGGAGACAGGGGCAGGGAGGGGGCAG
Messenger RNA from Colius striatus (speckled mousebird), 4846 nucleotides. It is a transcript of the gene KDM8, whose product is annotated as lysine demethylase 8. The coding region runs from base 31 to 1275 and encodes 414 amino acids. The record is from RefSeq and is a predicted model, not a curated record. The transcript has 7 exons. Lineage: Eukaryota; Metazoa; Chordata; Aves; Coliiformes; Coliidae. Gene Ontology annotation, cellular component: nucleus. Gene Ontology annotation, molecular function: histone H3K36 demethylase activity.